Messenger RNA from Cylicocyclus nassatus, 396 nucleotides. NCBI's taxonomy places the organism in Eukaryota, Metazoa, Nematoda, Chromadorea, Rhabditida, Strongylidae. The record is from the annotation of a GenBank genome assembly.
AUGCUACCUCUUCUACUUUCUUUGAUUAUUUGCUGUAAUAUCGAGGCCACCAACCAGCAACUCAACGAUGACGCUUUACACUUUUCUAAAAGCAAUGAGGGCCCACGCAUAGAUCGGCACAGCUUUUUCAAGCAACAUUUUCGCUUGGGAUACAAACUUAGUCUUUUCUGUCAAGCAUACGGAACUCCACGACCAGAUAUGAAAUGGUACAAGGAUGGAGUCGAGAUCAACAUUCGGCCUGGCCUUCAGAUCCGCAACAUCAUUCGUCAGGACACAAUUUCUUCACACUUGGACGUCGACCCUACCAGAGUACUGGAUGCUGGAGAAUACGAGUGUGUAGCAAAUAACACCUACGGCUAUCAUCUAGGCCACAUGCAUGCAUUGCUUCGCCUUUAG